CGAUAACCUUUUUCGCGAAGGUGGUAAAAAAGCUCCAAUUUGUCCCGAUUAUCAGUACCACACUCUGUCAUUGGCUAUUGUUUUGAUCUCUCAUAAGUAUUCGCAACCUUAAGUAUGAAACUUGUUUCACAUUGACGAUUGUUAGCCAUGUUGAGCAGAUCAGGGAAGAAAAAUCACUUUGAAGCCAAUCCACGCCACCGAAUAUUUGUUUCGCACCAUCUUUUGUUGGGACGUUCGAUACCGCUAUUUUUCAGACAGACACAAAUAUGAGUAUUCACUCUUUGUAUAACCACAGGGUCCAAGUUCCAAUACCACUUUUGAUCAUAACGAUUCUCCGAUAUGUCCAACUGCUGUAGUACAGGGUCAACUUCUACCCAGGAGCACUCAGUCAAUGUCAGAUUUUUUUUUUUGUCUUAAGUAUCGGUGGCUGGUAUCGGCAGCCUCAGGAUUAGCCAAUACCGAUCACUCAUAUCCGUACUCAACCCAUCCCUGAUAUUUUGGAAAAAUCCGACAAUUGGCCCUUUCUCUGCCUUAGAUUGCAAACGUGUAAAAAAACAAAAUGUCCAAAUUCGGCCCAAUUACUGCUAAGUGUGCAUCCUGCUUCAGACUUCUAAAAAGUAGACAUGACAUGAGUCGUUGCACAUCAACACCAAAGCUGCUCCUGGUAAAGUGUCGUCACUCCCGAGUUGUCGGUUAGCAGGCGCUUGUUUAUUCUGGAAGAAUCCUUUUCGGAUCUCGUUUGACGACUCUGUAGAGAGAAGACCGGCGAGUAUUUUUCAUGUUUGAACAGACGGCCUCUCGAUUGAAUUUCUGUCCAUGGGACUGAUUGAAACCUCAGACGGCAAAAGAUGUUGCGACACGUUGGAUCACGAAGAGCGUCUCUUCCCGCCCCGGCCGAGUGACGAUCUGAUGAGAGAGGAGGUCAUGUGACUGGGAAGGGGAUUGGAGUCGAGAGGGCGGGACCACCUGAAACCACUUUUACCUUUUACCUUACCUCUUCCUUGAGCCCUGAACACAAAAGGAACCAGCUGGUAAACCAGCAGCGAGAUCCUUCCUCCACUGGGAUGCGUUCUGCGUAGGACUCACGCCCGCAACUGGAUCCCCUCGGCUAUGUUUGGGCCCGGGCAACUGGUCUCUGCUCUCCUGCCUGCGGUUUUCCAUUCGCCCGCAGCCCCGUUUUUCCCCACCUUCCCGGCCCGGCAGAUCCUCAUCCCGGCGGGGCCCUACAUCAGCUACGAGUCGCUGAGGAGUUACCUGCAACCGGAGCCAUGCAAGGAGGCGCUGUUGCUGGCCACACAGGCCAUCGGCAUGGGUCCGAUGGUGGAUGGCGUGGACGAACAGAGGCCAGUGAAGCAGCGUCGAGCCCGCGCCAACUACAGCAGCUGGCAGCUAGAGCAGCUGGAGAAGGCCUUCGAGAGCACCCACUACCCCGACGUGUUCAUGAGGGAGGCCUUGGCCCUCAGACUGGACCUCAUUGAAGCCAGAGUGCAGGUUUGGUUCCAAAACCGGCGUGCUAAGAUGAGGCGUCAGCUGAAACUUCAGGGCAAGCGUGCCGGGCCCCAUCCCAAAGCGGAAUGCGGAGACGUCCCAGAUAAAACAAUCCAUCAUUUAAAACAUCACGUGGACUCUUCUGACAGUGAGCACUGGCCGCGAGCUCAGGAAGACGACGACAACUACCCGUGGACAAAAGCCGCCGGUGUUGCGGCGGCGGGUCAGAGCUCGGAGCAGCUGCGCUCCAGCAGCAUCGCCAAGCUGAGGGCCAAAGCCAGAGAGCACGAGGCCGAGCUCAAAGGCGCAGUCAGCAUGUCGCCGGGCGUUACGUCAGUCCAAACACCGGAGGUGGAUGCCGUGCGUGAUGAUUGAUCAUUUUCCUGCUUCCUGUUUUUAACCGUAGCACCAUUACUGAGAUAAACGUCACGCUGUCAAAGUGCUGGAGAAACAUUUCUCAUAAUUUGGACAUUAAUAAUUCAUUAGAUAGGCCUGCACUCAAGAGCUGUAUCAAAAAUUCUGCCUUUCGGAAGAAAAUGCUCAUGUUUAUGACCCAAAACAAAGGAGUACAUCAGAUGGAAAAAGUGGAAAGUCUUAAGACUGGCCAAGUAAAUCACCCGACCAUAACCCAAUAACGCAUGCAUGAAGAGGAGAAUGAAGAGAGAAACAAACAAGAACUGAAAGAGACCACAGCGAAGGCCUGGAAAAGCAUUUCGAAUUAAGAAUGCGUCAGUCUGGUGAAGUCAGUGGGGCGCAGGCCUCUCAACGCAGUUAUUCCAAGAUCUGAAACCCGAAUGUCUUCAGUAGGCAUUCAAUAUAAAGGAUACUUUUGGAAGCUGGCCCAGGCCUUGAGUUUGAUACUCAAGUAAAACAAGUGCACGUUGACUGUAAAUAGAACCACGUUGAGUUGUGUCAUGUGAUCAAGCAACGAUCCCUCACAACGUGUUGAAAGCACCUCCACUCGUUGGAACAAAAUCAAUCAUUUGCCCUUUAAGGAGCCCAGAUGUGAACGCAGCUACAUGACUCUUUUAGAGUAUUAUUCUCUCUUGCUAACUCACUUUAACAAGGCGAGAAUGUGUGUGUCAUCAUCAUUUGAAAAAUAAACCAAUCAUUAUCAUAACGUAAUACAAUGUAUGUCAGAAAUGUUCGCGGAGACUGGUGUCACAAAAAAUAUAUUUUCGACUCAGAUUGCCAACCAUGAGUGUAUCGUCAUCCAGCACGUAUACAAGCUUUGUUCAGUGCUCGGGAAGAAUUUGUGACACAAGUCGUGGAAAUUUUCUGACACACCUUGUCUGUGGUUUAAAUUAAUACCUUGGGAGUAAUUCCUGUUUUCAAUGUUCAAAUGAUGGUGGCAGUACCGUUAUCUUCAUGAACUAGUGUUGUAAAAUACUGCACCCUACUGGACGACCUCAUUGGCAGACAGUACAAUACAGGUGGUCCUCAGUUCAUGGGAGCAGUUCUGUUCCUGCGGCAAAUUUGAACGUGUGUUUAAAAAAAAAAUGAAACGCAACAUACUUAUUCUAAAUGGGUGUCAAAAACUUCUCGAACGUCAAGUGAUCAAAUGAAAAACAAGUACGGCUUUGAGUCUUCUCUUAUGAGGGCAUUUUCGGCAAGCCUUAUUUGUAUUAUUAUUUUUUAAACUAAAUUAAUAAACGACGUACUUUACAUGUGACAGUAUUUAGGGAAGUUCUCGAAGGCUCAAGUUCAACUGGCACUUAUUACGUGCUCCCCUCAUGUUACACAGCAGAUAUGGGUUAAAUAAACUUCUAUAUGUUUGCAGAC
Hippocampus zosterae (dwarf seahorse) is the source of this 3270-nucleotide messenger RNA. Its product is annotated as paired mesoderm homeobox protein 2. The transcript has 3 exons. The coding region runs from base 1111 to 1863 and encodes 250 amino acids. Lineage: Eukaryota; Metazoa; Chordata; Actinopteri; Syngnathiformes; Syngnathidae. Gene Ontology annotation, molecular function: DNA-binding transcription factor activity, RNA polymerase II-specific; RNA polymerase II transcription regulatory region sequence-specific DNA binding. Gene Ontology annotation, biological process: regulation of transcription by RNA polymerase II. The record is from RefSeq and is a predicted model, not a curated record.